This is a messenger RNA of Pseudozyma flocculosa PF-1, 1248 nucleotides long. RefSeq lists its product as uncharacterized. The coding region runs from base 1 to 1248 and encodes 415 amino acids. Lineage: Eukaryota; Fungi; Basidiomycota; Ustilaginomycetes; Ustilaginales; Ustilaginaceae. The transcript has 2 exons. The record is from RefSeq and is a predicted model, not a curated record.
AUGAUGAAUUCUCACGCCCGCCCACAGAGAACACCGCGCGACAGGGUCGUUGGCCCCAGCCUGCCUCCCGGCUUCCACAGGCACGCUUCUGACAGCCGGUACAACAGCGGCUCGGACACCGAAGACGACCAAGACGAAGAAGCCCAUAUUGGUCCGGCGCCCCCGCCUGAUUCGCAAUACACGGACGAGGAUCAUCUCAGCGCCGCCGCACGCGACUUUAUCGAGCGCGAGCAGAGGCGCAAUCGUGCCGCCGAGGAGGUCAAGCUGGCUCGGGAAAAGGCGGCUACCUCCCGGCCUGACUGGAUGCUCGUCGCACCCACAGCCACAUCAUCGCUGUCCGCAAUCGCCGCCGACCCAACCCGGCUCAAGUCACGCGGAUUCGCUCAAAGUGCACCUCGCGUGCAAAAGACAAGGGGCCAGUACGCCGCGGAUGGGGCUUCGGACGCCACCUUGUGGAACGAGACGCCCGAGCAACGCGUACAAAGACUUCAGGAUGAGGUCAGCGGCAAACGAGCCCGUGCGGGCGCCGCCCCAACCGACGAGAACGAGGAGCUACAGCGGCUCAUCCAGCAGCGGCGAGAUGCCACGAUUCAGGCCCAAUUGGACCGGGACUCGAGUCGAUCCGCUUCCCUGCUUGAUUUGCACAAGCAACAGAGGAGGCGCGAGCUCAAGGACAAGGAGACGGACGGUGAGGCUCGAAGACGUUCGCCAGGAGAUGCUAAGGGGUCUGGCGAGGAAGGUGGCAAGGAUAGUCGGAGGAAGCACAGGUCGAGCCGCCGUCGAUCGCGGUCGCGCUCGCCCCCGUCUCGCAGAAAGCGCGAGAAGGAACGCGACUCUUCUCGCGAACGAGCUCGGCCGUCGUCGUCCCGGGAUCGGAAAGACGGCUACGAGCGUGACGAGCGCCAUCGAGAGCGUCGCGAGCGUCGCUCGGACCGAUACGAGCUGAGUGAUCGCCGCUUUAGGGACGAUGCAGAAGACAGCAACGAUGAAUCGGAGAAGCGACGGCGGCGUCGCGGCAAGGAAAAGGAAAAGGAACGAACGCGCGAUCGGCGCGACAAGGAUAGAGAAGGGCGCACCUCGUCGGAUCGGAAGAAGGCGUCAGGUACGACGGCGCCCGUCAUGUGGGACAGGGACGCGGCGCUCAGCGUAGGCGGCAAACUGAUGGACGAAAAGAGUCGAGGACGGCUGGUACAGGACGCUGCUGCCUUGGGAAGCCGGUUCGGAAGCGGGUCGAGUCGGUUUCUGUGA